AUGUCCGUUCGCUUCUCCUCCGCAUCCAGACGGCUGGGCUCCGUGAGGCUUUCCAGCACCGGAGCAGCCUUGGGGGCUGGAAAUACAUGCGGAGUGCCCGGCAUCGGAAGUGGUUUCUCCUGCGCCUUUGGAGGCAGUUCCUCGGCAGGAGGGCUCAGUAUGGGCAGUGCAUCUUGUGGGGCCUUUACGACCAACGAGCAUGGCCUCCUGUCGGGCAAUGAGAAGGUGACCAUGCAGAACCUCAACGACCGCCUGGCCUCCUACCUGGAGAAUGUACAGGCACUAGAGGAGGCCAACGCUGACCUGGAGCAGAAGAUCAAGGACUGGUAUGAAAAAUUUGGACCUGGUUCGUGCCGUGGUCUCGAUAAUGACUACAGUAGAUACUUCCCGAUCAUUGAUGACCUCAGAUCCCAGAUCAUCUCCGCGACCGCAAACAACGCCAACAUCGUCCUGCAAAACGACAAUGCCAGACUGACGGCUGACGACUUCAGAAUGAAGUACGAAAGUGAACUGGCCCUUCACCAGAGCGUGGAUGCGGACAUCAACGGCUUGCGCAGGGUCCUGGAUGAGCUGACCCUGUGCAGAACUGACCUCGAGGUCCAGCUGGAAACACUCACAGAGGAGCUGGCGUACCUCAAGAAGAACCACGCGGAGGAAAUGCAGGCUCUGCAGUGCGCAGCGGGAGGCAACGUGAAUGUGGAGAUGAACGCGGCCCCGGGUGUGGACCUCACUGUGCUGCUGAACAACAUGCGAGCUGAGUACGAGGCCCUGGCUGAGCAGAACCGCAGGGACGCCGAGGCCUGGUUCCAGGAAAAGAGUGCCACCCUGCAGCAGCAGAUUUCAGAUGAUGCUGGAGCCACCACCUCAGCCCGGAACGAACUUACUGAGAUGAAACGAACCCUCCAAACCCUGGAGAUAGAGCUGCAGUCCCUCUUGGCCAUGAAACACUCGCUGGAGUGCUCCCUGACCGAGACCGAGGGCAACUACUGCUCUCAGCUGGCUCAGAUCCAGGCUCAGAUCAGCGCCCUGGAGGAGCAGCUGCACCAGGUCAGGACCGAGACUGAGGGCCAGAAGCUGGAAUACGAGCAGCUGCUAAACGUCAAGGCUCACCUGGAGAAGGAGAUCGAGACCUACUGCCGCCUCAUAGACGGAGACGAGGGCUCUUGUGUUAAGUCAAAAGGCCAAGGAGGACCCGGAAAUCAGAUAAAGGAGCCGUCUAAAACCGCCAUUGUUAAAACUGUUGUUGAAGAAGUAGAUCCCCGUGGCAAGGUUCUCUCCUCCAGAAUUCACACCCUGGAAGAAAAGUCUACCAAAGUUAACAAAACGAGCAAAGAAAGGAUGCCUUCUUGA
Arvicola amphibius (Eurasian water vole) is the source of this 1350-nucleotide messenger RNA. It is a transcript of the gene Krt27, whose product is annotated as keratin 27. Gene Ontology annotation, molecular function: structural molecule activity. The record is from RefSeq and is a predicted model, not a curated record. Gene Ontology annotation, biological process: hair follicle morphogenesis; intermediate filament organization. Lineage: Eukaryota; Metazoa; Chordata; Mammalia; Rodentia; Cricetidae.